Molecule: messenger RNA, 504 nt
Organism: Ilex paraguariensis (yerba mate)
Lineage: Eukaryota; Viridiplantae; Streptophyta; Magnoliopsida; Aquifoliales; Aquifoliaceae
Source: the annotation of a GenBank genome assembly
UUAUACUCCACCUCUUCUACGACUAUUGAAUUUGGAAACCAAAAAAAAAAAAAAAAUAAAGAGAAAGCCAUGGUGAAGUUCCUAGUGAAUCCAUUCCUUCUAUUGAUCAUCUACAUUCUCUUUCUUGCUCCUUCUGUAUGUGGUAAACCCACACCCACAGGCCUCAUUAUUUCUUGUUUAACUCAUCAUGGUGUCAAUAACUUCCCCAUAUACCCAAAUAAAGUCGGUGACUCUACAAUUUACUUCAAGCUUCUUAAUUACUCCAUCCAAAAUCUUCGGUUUUCAGAAUUAUCAGUUCCCAAACCAAAGGCCAUCAUUUUGCCAGAGAAUAAAGAGCAGCUGCUGAAGAGUUUUUUAUGCUGUAGGAAAGCAGCAUUUGAAAUCAGAGUGAGGAGUGGUGGACACAGCUAUGAGGGUGCUUCAUCAGUUGCCACAGAUGGAGCUCCAUUUGCAAUAAUUGACAUGAUGAAUCUGAUGGGACAUUUCCGAGAUACUCCAAGAUGA